AUGUUUAACAGAGUGGCAUGGUUCUUCAUUCUUGGCCUCUCUAUUGUCGCUGCGGCCCGCAAGAAUUUGAUCGUUGACACAGACUUGUUCAGCGACUGCGAUGACGCAGGUGCACUUCUCCUCGCCGCAACUUCGCCUGAAGUGAACCUGCUCGGAGUCAAUAUCAACUCCCAGUCGUCAUACUCGGUCCUAGCCGCUUCUGCCAUCCUCAAUCAUUACGAACAUUCCCAUGUUCCCAUAGGCGCUCGGCGUCCUUUGAAUGAUGUUCCUUUCUUCGACAACUGGACUAAGUUACUAGGGGAGUUCGCCAGCAAGCUUGCAACACACUGGCCCAGAAGCCUUUCUACUGCAGACGAAGCCUGGGGUCCUGUCGAACUCUAUCGGAAGCUUCUAGCCGAGGCCGAAGAUGGAUCUGUGACGAUUGUGUCAAUUGGCUUUCUCCACAACUUGUCGGGUCUUCUCAACUCAACAGCAGACGCCUAUUCCAGUCUCACUGGGCCUCAAUUAGUAGAGGCCAAGGUGAAGGAACUCGUAGUUAUGGGGGGUGAUUAUCCGACAGGGUACGAGUUCAACUUUUGGGGAGACAACCCAUAUACGGCAGCACAUGUGAUACACAAUUGGAAAGGGUCCAUUGUUUACGCCGGGUUUCAACUUGGCGGUUCAGUUUAUUCCGGAGGGCCGCUCAUGGCCGACGGCCCGAAAACAGAUCCUGUGCGCGCGGCGUACAUUCUUUACUCAUAUUACCAGCCACGAUGGUCAUUCGAUCCCAUCGCCAUGCUAUACGCCAUCAAGGGCUUGGGCAAUCACUUCAAAUUUGGAAAUGAUAAUGGAUACAACACUAUCAAACUUGACGGGGAAGGUAGCGUUGGCCGCAACGAAUGGGUUUUUGACGAAAAGGUCUCGAGCCAGCACUGGCUUAACCCAACCGUCGCGUACUCGGAGCUUGCUGAGACGCUUGAUAGUCUCUAUCUAAAGGGUGCAAGGUCUUCAAAGAGGAGUUCCGAUCCUCUCGACAAACUUCCAAAGUUUGGCAAUUGCAAACCAGAGGACGUGGACGUGACAGAACCUCCCCAAGAGAGAUCUGAGUUGUGA
Colletotrichum truncatum is the source of this 1092-nucleotide messenger RNA. Its product is annotated as inosine uridine-preferring nucleoside hydrolase. The record is from RefSeq and is a predicted model, not a curated record. Gene Ontology annotation, molecular function: hydrolase activity, hydrolyzing N-glycosyl compounds. Lineage: Eukaryota; Fungi; Ascomycota; Sordariomycetes; Glomerellales; Glomerellaceae.